GCUGGCGCGGCGGCCGAGGCGCCGCCGGGCCGGCGGUCACCAUGAUGCCUGGGGAGACCCCGCCGCCGCCGGCCGGGACCGCGGCCGCCGCCGCCGGCCCCGCCUGCGCCAACUGCGGUGUUCUCCAGCAGAAUAUAAAUGAAUAUGUAGCCGCAUUAAUUGCACUGAAGCAAAAAAUGAUUGAUGGAGAUCGUUUGCUGACAGAGUAUCAACAGAAAUGCACUGAGCUUCAAUUUGCUGAACGAGAGAUCUCUGCUCUUCGUUGCCAAGUGGAGCAGAUGCUACAGAAAAUCCUGCCUCUGGAAAAGUGCCAGGAAGAGUUGGGUUCCUUGAAGGCAGAGUUGGAAGAGAAAAAGAGUUCUCUCAAGAUUUAUCGGGAGAGUCAACUGGAAUAUGUUAAAAUUAAAGAAGAAAUAGUAAACAGUGAUGCUGUGAGAAAGAAACUGGAAACAAAAGUGAAGAAACUUGAAGAGGCUGCAACAAAGCAUACACAGGACUUCAGACAACUGAAAACUGAAAAGAAAAGGCUUGAAAAGGAGCUAAAGAAGGCACAAGGAAAACUUGAUGGUGUACUUAAAGAGAAGUGCAGAAAAGUUAAGCAUGCGGAGACCCAGAGUUCAAGUGAAGAUCUUACAACAGAUAUAGACAAAGAAAAAAUAAAGCUCUUGUUAGAAGAACUCUGGAUGUGCAUUGACAGUGCAACAGGAAAAAGAGAGAAUCAGGAAAAUGAUCCUGUCUUGGCUUCUAUUCAGGAUAAGGCAUGGCCUGAAAAAAGAAGACUGACUGUUACAGAAGAAACUGUACAAAUCCACCAAAAGAUCAGGAAGUGUGAUGGCAAAACACUGCCUUGGUGUUCCUCACUGGAAAGUGCUGGAAAGCAAAAUUCUCUAACAGCCAUGCAACUUCAAGCGAGUACUGAGCCUUUUGGAGGUGACUGUGUUGAGAACAGGCCUACUGAAGAAUGUCUGCGCAGUGGUGAAGAUAAAACUGUGGGUGUGAUAAUACAGACAGAUGGGGCACACAGCAGUUCAGACUUCUCUGAUCAGGAGCAAAAGGGCCCAGGUGGAAAUGUGAUGGAUAUAUUGAAUUGGAUUAGGCCUCUCCCUGCUCUGCUUUCUCCAGUACAGCUUUCACCACCAACUACACAGGAUAUGUUGUUUGGAGAAGUCACAGGUUCCAGCGAUGAAGAAGUUGAUUGCAGUGCUUCUGCAGUGGAGGAUAUUUUACAAGAAGACCAAGUUCAGCCUCAGAGUUGUGAUGUAUUCAGCCACAAUGAGGAGUUUAACAGACAGAGCAAAUCAUGCCAGCAAGAUCUUGAUGCCGAAAUCUCACGUAACCUGAGUUGGAAUGAAAAUAAUGUUCAUAUUGGUCCAAAGAUGUCAAGCAAGGAGGAGAGAGAUGCUGAAACAAAGCAAGCUGAAGCUGCUGCUUUAAUUACAAACAUGGAAACUAACAAAGAUUGUUUGGAGGAGAAUUCUGAGAAUAUGGAAACUGAGAAGAGAGAACUAACUGAAGCAACAGCAGAUGAAUUGGAAGCCAUUGAAGAACAGAAAGGAGAUAGUGAGGACAUCCACAGUGAAGAGGGAGGUUCUUCGGCUGAUUUUGUGUUACACAGUUUCAAGCCUCAAAAUCAGUUGGAAAAAUGUAGUGAGGUAGCGCAAACAGAGGAGAAUGUAAUCUUAAUCAGAGCUGUUGAUUAUGAGGGUACACAUGAAGAGCAUGGUGAAUUCAUGAAAGCAGAAAGCAAUGGAUUAUCAGGAGAGAGAGAAACUCCCAGGGCAGUAUCUGUUCCCCAAAAUGUUACUCAUUUGCCACCUGAGCAAUGCAUUGUGCUUCAAAGUGAGGGUUCUGAGGAGAAAUCUGAUGUGUUGAUACAGAAUGAAGUGGUUGAAAAUGGAUCAAAAAAUGUAAUUGAAGUAACUAAUACGGCAAGUGAUGUAGGGGAAAACAUAAAAGAAGUGAUAAUUGGGGAGAAAAUAACAGCUGCAAUACAGAUGAAAGGACUCUGUGCAGAGGCAAAUAAUGAGAGCGAGCUCUCUGAAAAUGUAUUGUCUGAUUUCAGUAGUUUAAAAUCCUUCUGUGAAGUGGAGUGUUCUAAAGACCUAGUGAUACAGCGUCAUGGGGAGGGAAUAAUUAUGGAGACUGAGGCAGACACUGGAGCUAUUGAGAUGUCUGCACACUCCGAGUGCUCUGAAAUAAAACAUGACAGUGAAGAGAUACUGGAGAAACAAUGUGUGCAAACAAUAAAAGAUGAAGCGGACAGAAAAUGCGAACCAGAGACUGUUAAAGUCUCUAGACAUUACUUACCUGUAUCUGCUACUGAAGGAAUUAGAAAUUUAUUGUCUAUGGAUGACACAGACAAAAAUGUAGGUAUGGAGAGGCCUGCUUUGUCAGCCUUUCCAAAAGAUGAUGCACAGCUCAAAACUGAAGACAUGAAUAUAACCAGACCUGAGACUAUUGAACUAGCCAUGAAAUUUAACAGGGAAAGUGUUCUAGAAAUAGCUGAAUCAUCAGAGAUACUCCAUAGUGCAGAAAAUGGAAAAUUAGUAGAUAUAAAGGAGGGGGGAUACUUAAAAGGCAAACCACACCACGAAGAAUAUGGUAGUAAUUCAUCGCAAGGGAAAUCAGACUUGGAAAGUAUACUUGCGCUACCAAGGACAGCAUGCAUUACUCAUGUAGAACGCAGUGUAGCUAAGUGUGAAUCCUCUGUGUUAGAUUUUACAGAAAUAGAAGGUGAAAUAAAACAACCUGAAAACCUGUGUAGUGCAUUAGAAUGUGGAUUGUCCAAAACUCAAAACUUCAGAGUGUUUGAAUCUCAAGAGACUGAAUUCAAAGUUAAUCCAGAAGAUUUUGAAGAGGAAAGCAAUGAGCUGUUAGAAAGAGUGGAUACCAUUGAAUCUGUCUUAGUAGAAAGUAAUCUUACUUCUGAGGCACAGUUUGCAAAACCUCUGAAUCAGUUCUUGAUAACUGAAAAUGUUAAAUGUGAUGAAAUAAAAGGGGAAUUAAAUAAACAAAGCAAGGAAUUGGUGACUGAGACUUGUUCCACUUCAUUUAACUGGGAAGAGAAUGUUGUGAAGAAAAAUAAUGCUUCAGAGAUCAUCUGCCAUUCAGAAAUGGAUUUUCACAGUGGCUUGGCUUUUUCUGUUCAAGGGGACUUGGAGAUGGACUGUAUAAAUACUGAAGAAACAGAUUGUCCUGUGCAAGUGGGAAUUGGCUUGGAAUCCACCAUGCCUCCUGAUCUAAAUUUCCAUCUUCAGAAAGCUGUCAGUUUUGUUGAAACUGAUUUCACAGAAAAGGCUGCUUUUUCCCAUACAUGGGAAAACAAAGGAGAUAAAAAUUGUGUUACAGGAAGUGCAUUUAACUGUUCUUCAGAAAGCUUGGAAGAGGGUGCUGAGAGCCUAUCUGCUGAAAAAGACAACAUGUGCAAAGAACCGGACUGCACUGAGAGGGAAUAUGUACACAAGAAUGAAGUGAAAAUUCCAUCUGAGAAGAAGCAGCCAGUAGAUAAAGAACCUCAGGCACCUGUUAAAUCACAGAUCCUGGAUCCAAACUCUUAUAAUAAGAAUACUUUUCUUCAAAAGUCUGAAUGUCAAGAAUCAGGAUGCAGGACUUCUACGUGGGAAGUUGGAACAGAACCUUCUACAACUGGUUCACUAACAGCUGGGGGAGAAAGCAAAGAAUUGAAUAGUUCUGAGCCAUCUGGGAAAAAUGCAAUAAAAAGGUCUAAAAAUGAUUUUGAUAUGCCAGAGCAGAGCAAUGAAUCCGAAGAGAAAGACUGUUCUAUACAAAAAGUUCCUAUGUUCAGAAAGGAACUGAAUGCUUCCAGGAGAAUUGCAGUGGGUGCUCUGGAAACUGGUGCGAUUGUUGGUACUGAUUACCAAGGAUGUGAACUUCCUUCAACAAUGCACCCAGGAAAUACUUUGACAGUUAGUCAUACAAAAGCAGACACUGUGGUGGAUAUGUAUACACGCUGUGAAACAAACAGCUCUCCAGACACUGCAAAUGAGUUGUCAAACGUGGUUGGGGAGGGUUAUCCUAAAGACUUAGCCUCUUGGAAAAGAAAGGAUGUAUUAGUAACCUCUGAAAAUACCGAGGGUGCUAAUGAAUGCAUGGUAGAUUCUAACAGAGCUGGAUGCAUGAAUGACAGUGAGGAGAGUCUGUUAAAAACUGGGACAUCAAAAGAAAGCCCUGUGAUGCCAAAUGCUUCAAAAAAUAGAUUACCACUAUGCCAGACGUUAACCAGAUUCCCAGAAACUUGCAGACUGGCUGUAAAAGACAGUAAAUUAAAUUCAAGAAUGUUAGCACUUGGCAAUUUCUUAGAAGAAAAUGAUUCUGAAAAACUUCAGUCAAAUGUGGGGCAAAGUCUACUACACGGUGUUGGUAUGGGGGUCUCAGUGUUUGAAGAAUAUAAUCAUAAUCAAACUCACACUGCUUCCAACAUAGGAGAAAACAACACUAAUGUUAUCCUAGAUGGUAGCAGUAGAAAAAAAAAUUGUGUCAAGUGUCUUCCAAAUCCAGCCCUAUCUGAUGUAGAGUGCAAUUGUCAGACAGUUAGGCAGCCUCCUGAGCCACAAAAAACAGUGUUUGAGAAGCUCUGUAUGUUGGAGUCGGAGUCUUGUGUGGAUGUCGCUCUCAAAAAGAGCAAUAAAUUGAAGCGCAAAGAGCAAGAACCAUCUGAAAUCUUGACUGUUUCAACCAAAACAACUGCACAAGUAAUGCAUGCCAAGCUAUCAAAGAGGCUGUUUCAAGGUAAAAGAAAAACAAAGACUCUCAAAGUUAGACAAACUCAGCCAGUUCUUGCAAACGCUGAUACUUCUAUGCCAACAAAAUGCUUGUCCGAGACUAUAAAUAAAAUUAGGCAAGAGAUGGGUCCUCCUCUGCCCCCCUUGCUGCUGCCUUUGAUUGCUACUCCUCCAAAAGCUGCAUGUACCGUGUCCCCCGUAAUGUCUUCUACUGGUCGAUCCUCUUUGCUUUCCCCUCUUGAUGACCUCAUAUCCCCACUACGGGAAACCCCUGUUCCUCCUCUCAUGUCUCCAUUAAGAGAUACUCCAACAGUAAAAUCUGCUCUUUUAUUUUCUCCUCCCUCACCCUCAGAAAUGGCAGUAGGUAGAAGGAUUUGCUCCUCACCUCUGAAAUUUUGUACUUCCAUUCCAAAGCACGCGCUUCCCGUCCCGGGAAGAUUUCCUCUGUUCGCAGCCGACAGCGCUGCUCCAGGUACUCCUCAGGAAAACUCUGUGAAAAUAUUGGACACUAUGUAUCCAGAGCUGUCUGCAAGGGCAAGGACACUAAACAUUCUGAAAGGCAAUAUUCAGCUUAAUCGAUGUGCUUUUUCAGACAGCCAAAGUUUGCCGGGUCCUGUGGCUCAAAUAGGUGGGUUCAAGGCAAUUGCAUCUACAUCAACUGCUUUUGUUAAAACUGGGAGCAAUUUGAAAUCUGAUAGUAGCAAAGAUCAAGACAAAGAUGUGCAAAAUCAGCAAUUGUUUUCAAGCUCAUCAAAUCAUCUUGAAAAACGGACACCGUUGCCAAUAUCUAUGCCAAGAAGUGCAAAGAGACUGAGGUUGGACAGCGAACCACCAAAGCUGGAGCCCAAUGAUACUGCUGCUAUCGGAAAUCCUAAAAAUACAAUCUCUGGUAUGCAGGAGGCUUUCCAUGACAAAAGCUGUGAAAUCAGUGAUUCAUCACACAGUUCCAGUUUAGAAGCAUCACUACCAGUAAAGAAGGUUAUUGAUCCUGACUGCCAGAAAGUUUCUUCGGCAUUGAAGAAAAUUGCUGAAUCCUGUUUUGACUUGUUACCGGUUAUUAAAGGUCAUGUGUAUGUUGGCAAUAUCUCAAAGAUUCCAAUAAUGAGAGAUGAAGAGAAAGAAGUUGUUUAUGAAUUUGGUAUAAAAAACAAGGUACUUGGCUUGGACCUUCUGGUUCCUCACGAAGCCAACACUCAGACUCCCUGGUGUCUGCAGGUACCCAGUCUAAACCCGUGGCCUCUCCAGCACCUGGCUCCUAAGCCUCUCAUUCUACUCCCCACUUUUAGCCCUCCCUCUAAACAUCCUAGACAUUUAGCAGAGUCCUUGCUGCAUGUUAUUCUCAAUAAACUCAAGGCUCAGAAGAAUGCCACAAAUUACAAUUUCAAUCAGGCUCUAUGUCGAGUCUAUACAGGAAUUUGUCGACAGUUGGGAGAUUUGGAAAGAGCCCGCAUUUUCUGCUAUAGCCUACUUAAAGAAGACUUUCCAGACUCAGAAAAAUUGAUUUUAUUUAUCAUAAAUGUGUGGUCUGACAUAUUUGUCUUCCAAGGUGCAAUUAACAAAGCUAUGCAAUUAGUUGUCAGGCAGAGUGCAAGCAACGAGAUGCUGGCCUGUUUUAGUGCUUAUCUCAACUGGGAACAGAGUUCCUCUUUAGAUGCUGGUAUUAUGGUCUCAAACCUGCUUUUAGAAAUGCAGUCAUGUCCAAAAGUAGAAUUUCAACUGAGUGAGCAUUAUGGAGAAGAUCUGAGUGAAGAUGCUUGGCAGUACAUAUUUGCUGUUGAUCUACUCUGCUCUCGCCUGAAGUGGGACUGGACACACGACAAUGUUAUAAGCAAAGUGCUUUGGCCUUCUAUGGAUAAAUGGGUAAAGAAGAGAAAGGGGCAUGAAACUGCUCAGUCCAUUCCGGAUAGUGUUAUAGCAUUGACGCUUAGGCUAAUAGGUCGAUUGGGCCAAAUAGGUUUGAAGGAAGGAUAUCUUGCUGCAGUGAAGAAUAUUAGUUCUGUAAUAGGACUGUUUGUACAGCAUGCCAAAGAGGAAGGUGUUCCCUGGGGCGUGCAGCUGGCAGCCAUAUAUUCACUCUGUGACUUGGGUUCAAGCAAUCCGGAAGGUAUUGUUGAGGCCAUCCAUGCUUGGAGAGCAACAGUUCUUAACAACAUCCCUUUUGCUGUCACAAGUGGCAUAGCUGAAAUCACUUCUCUGUGUAAAAUGGAGCUAAACUAAAGUCUAGGGAAGUGGACUGAUCUAAAGGAAGAAGUGCCUUAUUUUACUAAGCAGUAGAUGGUUCCAGUUAAAAACAAUACAAAGUGGUGUGUCCUCUUUUAUUUAAUUUUUUUUAACAGAAUGCCUGAUCACACAAAGCAAGCCCAAGUAUUUUAUUUGGCUUUUCUGUUUGACGGAAGAGUUUUUAAAAAAUAAAUAAAAAGACUUGCUUUUCCUAAUAACUGGUCAGUGAUCUGAAAACCAGUGCAUCUGACUCUGAGAUAUUUCUGGUUUGAUGUCAAUAAAAAUCAGUAAUAGUUUCCAUUAUUUUACUUCCAUGAAUUUGGAGCAUGGGCUGAUUGACACAACAGAAGAUUGAGCCUGGCUGAAAACCUGGAUCUAUUAUUUUGUACUAUAUUUAUAAAGUAACUGUUCAGAUAGCAGAACUUUGCCUAGAUUCUGCUUUAUUUUGCUUGAGUAGUCUUAUAAGCUUAAUUUAAAAUACUUGUGUAAGACAGGUAGGAACUGACUUUUUGUGUAACAAUCAUGUAUAGAGUAACAGAGAUAUUAAAUCUCUGAACUUGUAUAUAUGGUAUAUUCUGAUAAUGUGUCUCACAUUUGAUAUUGUUCCACUUGGGGAAUUUUGUGUAUGUAAAUAGAAAAUUGGUUCAACAAAAGUUCACGUUUUUAAUGAUAGCUUCACUACACUCUGUGUUUUUGUAUCUUUCAUAAUAAAAGAAGCAAACACCA
Messenger RNA from Aquila chrysaetos chrysaetos, 7688 nucleotides. It is a transcript of the gene ICE1, whose product is annotated as interactor of little elongation complex ELL subunit 1. The coding region runs from base 42 to 6959 and encodes 2305 amino acids. The transcript is spliced from 21 exons. NCBI's taxonomy places the organism in Eukaryota, Metazoa, Chordata, Aves, Accipitriformes, Accipitridae. The record is from RefSeq and is a predicted model, not a curated record.